Messenger RNA from Polyodon spathula (Mississippi paddlefish), 7375 nucleotides. RefSeq names its product calcineurin-binding protein cabin-1-like. Gene Ontology annotation, cellular component: nucleus. The record is from RefSeq and is a predicted model, not a curated record. Bases 137 to 6850 code for a protein of 2237 amino acids. The transcript is spliced from 40 exons. Gene Ontology annotation, biological process: chromatin organization. Gene Ontology annotation, molecular function: protein binding; nucleosome binding. Lineage: Eukaryota; Metazoa; Chordata; Actinopteri; Acipenseriformes; Polyodontidae.
AAGGUCUUGCGUUGUUGGAAAAACCAGACUCGCAACAGACGGACAAAGUGGAGAAACAGCGAAUUAGUACAGCAGAUCAUACCUGCUGGGAUGCACUUGCACAAGACCUUUAUGGGAAAUUGACCUUGAAGGAAAAAUGAUACGAAUCGCAGCCCUUAAUGCUGCUUCAGCAACAAGCGAUGAGCAUGAGGAUUCCCUAAAGAGCCACAAGUCUCAGACCAAGGAGGCCCAGGAAGCUGAAGUGUUUUCUUUGUACCACAAAGCAUUGGACCUGCAGAAGCAUGACCAGUUUGAGGAGUCUGCGAAGGCUUAUCACAUGCUACUGGAGACCCCACUGCUCAAAGAGGCUAUUCCUUCUGAGGACGAGAAGGUGGGACUGAAGCACCCAGGGCUGAUGCUGAAAUACUCCACGUACAAGAACCUAGCCAGCCUAGCAGCGCUCCGAGAUGACUUGGAGACAGCCAUGGACUUCUAUCUAGAGGCUGUCUUGCUGGACUCUACAGACGUGAACAUGUGGUAUAAGAUUGGUCAGGUGGCCCUGCGUCUGAUUCGAAUCCCGCUGGCCCGACACGCCUUCGAAGAGGGACUGCGGUGCAACCCUGACCACUGGCCGUGCCUGGACAACCUCAUCACAGUGCUCUACACACUCAGCGACUACAGCUGCUGCCUGUAUUUUAUCUGUAAAGCCCUGGAGAAGGACCGCUGCUACACCAAAGGUCUGGUUUUGAAAGAGCGGAUAUUCGAAGAGCAGCCCUGCCUCAGAAAGGAUUCCUUCCGCAUGUUCAUGACAUGUGACAUGUCUGUCCACGCGGUGGAGGUGGAUGAAGGGGAGGCGGCGGCCGUGCUCCAAGAAGCUCUGGAGCUACGCAGGAGGAGACAGGCCCUGGACACCCGAGAGCCACAGCCCGACCUCAAGCUCAUCCAGCCCAUCGCUUGCUACACAUGGAAAUGCCUGGGAGAGAGCCUGCUGGCCAUGUACAGGCACCAGACCACCUGUGAGCCACCUCGGCCAAGCCUGGGCAAGAGGAUCGACCUGUCUGAAUACCAGGACCCCGACCGGCUCCACACCUCCCCCCAGUCCUUCACUCCAGUCAGUGUGAUCCAAAUCACCUCCAGCAACAACAGCACAUCACUGCCUGCUACAGAGCUGAUCCCAGCCAGCCAGCCCCCAGCCCAGACCACCGUGCUCCAGCUAGCACAGAGCCAGAACGUUGUGGAAGUGACCACGACCAUAGCUGACGCAUCCCUCGCUGACAAGGCGAAGAAGCCCCCCAAGCGGAAGCGUGCUGCUGAGGAGAGCGGAGAGACGGCCAAGCGACGCUCAGCCAGGGUCCGAAACACCAAGUGCAAGAAGGAGGAGAAGAUUGACUUCCAUGAGCUGCUGGUCAAGUUCCUGCCCUCCAGGCUGAAGAAACUGGACCCGGAGGAUGAGGAUGAAAGCUUAAACAGUUAUGAGAUCCUCUCUGAGGUGAAGCAAGACAGCGCACAGCUUGUCGGCUCACAUUGCAUGUCUUUCGACUCCACGCCCUUCAUGGAAUCUGAAAGGCUAGGUGUCCACACCUUCCUGCUGAAUAACAUGACUAACGGUGGGAUCCUGGAGCUGAUGAUGCGUUACCUGAAGGUGAUAUGUCAGCAGUUCCUGGCGGAGUGGCCUGCAGGCCUGGCAGCAGUGGUCUUGGAGAUCUACACCAGCUGGAGGAAACACAGCAGCAGCCUGCCAAUCCCCCUUCUCCGGGACUGCAGCAACCAGCACAUCAAGGAUAUGAUGGUGAUGAGCCUGUCGUGCAUGGAGCUCCAGCUUGAACAGUGGUUACUGACAAAGGGCAAAAACAGCAUAAUCUCUCCACGGAAGUGCCAGUCGGGUCCAGUCUCGGAUCAGUUCGGCUCAGAUUUGCCCGGCCAGCAUUUCCAGGGUGACCUGGUGCAGCUGGCCUUUGCCUCCUCGCAGAGGGACCUGUUUGAGGACAGCUGGCUGUCCUAUGUGGUCCGGGUCUACUGGCUCAAAGCUCGCUUCCUAGCACUGCAGGGUGACAUGGAGCAGGCUCUGGAGAGCUAUGAUAUCUGCACACGGAUACUCCAGGGCCCUACUGCGGUACAAUCUGGAGGUGAAAGCGGGGAGAAGUUCACCAUCCGCCUGCCCAACCUGUGCGUGGACUCGGUCAUCUCCGUGGAAGAGGUUGACAAGAAGCUGAAGUCCCUGGAGCGCUGCCAGUCCUUGGAAGAGCUGCAGUGUCUCUUCGAGUCGGGGGAUUACCAGGCGGUGGUGCAGCUCCUCCGCCCCACUCUGAGCACAGAGGGAUCGGGCCGGGCCAGGCAGCUCGAGUUCAGCACCUCCAUCCCAGAGAGACCUGCUCAGCUGCUGCUGCUCCAGAACUCGCUGCUGAAGCUGAAGGAUUUCCGACAGUGUCUGGAGUGCUCUGAGGUGUCUCUGAACGAAGCUAUCCAGCAGAUGAACAGCGUGAGCGUGUCCUCCGCUAAAGAGGAGUGGGUCGCCACGGUGACACAGCUGCUGGCUGGCAUCGACCUCUGCCUCUCUGAGGACCCCAGCAUCUUGAAGAGCUGCCUCCGGACCGCCAGCCUGGUGUGCUUCACCAGCAACCUCAUACAGCUCAUCGACUGCAGCAUGGCGAUCCCGGAGGACCCCAAGGAGCCGUACGUGUCGUCCGUGCUGCCCUGGAUCUUGCUGUACCACGUCAUCAAGCAGGAGGAGGAGACCUUCCACACCCUGCGCAAGCAGCACCGGCAGGGGAAGAGCCACGAAGAGGAUGAUGCUGAUGCCCCAAUGCUGCCCUCCUCCCUGAUGCUGCUGAACACAGCUCACGAGUACCUGGGCAGGAGGGCUUGGUGCUGCAGCUCGGACGGGGCUCUCCUAAAGUUUUAUGUGCGUGUGUUGCAGAAGGAGCUGGCUGCCUCCACCUCGGAGGAUGCUCACCCCUACAAAGAGGAGCUGGAGACUGCCCUGGAGCAGUGCUUCUACUGCCUGUACUCCUACCCCAGCAAGAAGAACAAGGCGCGCUACCUCGAGGAGCACUCUGUACAGCAGGUGGACCUGAUGUGGAGUGAAGCCUUGUUCCUGUUCGAAUAUGUCAAGCCCAAGACUCUGCCCGAGUUCGACAGUUACAAGGCAAGCACGGUGUCUGCAGACCUGGCCAACCUGCUGAGGAAGAUCUCCUUCAUCGUCCCUCGCAGCGAGACCCCAGUACUCUCAAUGGAGGAGGUGUCUGCCUUUAUUGAGGGGACCUCUGACAAGGUGCCAAGUCUCCCUGAAGGAGCUAGUCCAGCGCCCCCUCUGGUGUGUGAGCUGUAUUACCUCCUGGCUGAUUAUCACUUCAAAAACAAGGAGCAAUCGAAAGCCAUUAAAUUCUACAUGCAUGACAUCUGCAUAUCUCCAGACAGGUUUGAUUCGUGGGCCGGUAUGGCGCUGGCCAGAGCCAGCCGCAUUCAGGACAAGCUGAACUCUAAUGAGCUGAAGAGCGACGGGCCGAUCUGGAAGCACUCCCUGUCUGUUCUGAACUGCUUCAAGCGGGCCGUGGAGGUGGACUUCUCCAACCUGUCCCUGUGGAUCGAGUAUGGCACAAUAUCCUACGCUCUGCAUUCCUUCGCCUCCCGGCUGGUCAAGCAGUACAGGAGUGACCUGCCUGCAGAAUUCAUCAAGCAGAUGGAGGAGCGCCGGGACAGCAUGCUGGAGACGGCCUCGCGCUGCUUCCAGGCAGCCUCUCGAUGCGAAGGGGACGGGGACGAGGAGGAGUGGCUGAUCCACUACAUGCUGGGGAAGAUCGCAGAGAAACGCAAGCAGCCCCCAAAAGAGUAUCUGCUGCUCUAUAAACAGGCGGCUCAUUACUUGCAUGAGGAGGCUGCCCGAUAUCCCCGAAAGAUUCACUACCAUAACCCCCCUGGUCUAGCCAUGGAAGCUCUGGAGCUGCACUUCCGGCUUAGUGCGUCCAUCCUGAAACUGCUGGAGGCAGGGGAGGGGGAGCAGGCGCUGGACCGGGAGAUGAUGUUUAACAUCCUGAAGGAAGCAGCCGAGGGGGCUUUCGCCCGUGGAGAGGAGAAGAAUACUCCCAAAGCCAGUGAAAAGGAGAAGCCCUUUUCAGUGAACGAUGACGACUCGCACUCCUCAACAGGAACUGCACAGGGUCCCGGGACGUACCUCCCGUCCACCGGUCCAGGUCUGACAUCACCACCUUACACAGCCACUCCGGUGGACCACGAUUACGUGAAACGUAAAACCCUUCGUCAGCAGCAGCAGAAGCAGGAGCAGGCCCUGGCUGAUGACUUACAAAGAGGCCUGGAAAAAAAUAACUCCAUUCAACACAGCAAACAAGGUAGAUCAGCACCAGGCUUGGCAGCCCCAGCGUUUGACCAUGAUUACUCCCUGCCCAGCAUUUCAAAAUGGCAGACAUCAGUGACUGAGCGUAGUCAGGACAGUGUGGUGGUGAUGCUCUCCGACUCCAACUCCACACAGGACCUCUUCACCGACCCUGCCAGCUCCCAGGACAGCAGCCGCAAGGUGCACUCUGGGAAGGGUAGCGCCUCCUCGUCUGAGAACACCACCCCAUCCAAGGAGGGGCAGGACAGGGCAGAGGAAGUGGUAUUUUUUAAAGGGGGAUUAGAAGAGAAAAGUGAGGACAGAUCUACAGAUCUCCUUCAGCAGAACACAGUUGAUAUAAUGGACGUGUUGGACGCCCUCUCUCAAGAGCUGGGAGAAAUGCCGACCCACAAACUCCCAGCUGAGCCGGUGCUGCCUGCGGUACCAUCCACCCCCACCAAGACCUCUGCCUUGGCCAGCAUGACUGGCGUGACCCCGGGCAGCGAGGCCAGGAAGAAGCUGGACCUGCAGGGUGACGUGAGCGACGUGCCGCAGAGCCUGCCGGCAGAGGAGGGGGAGCAGCGACGCCUCCUCACUGACAUGUGCACCCGAGCCUUGUUCCUGUGCCUCAGCCGCUUCCCACAGCACUACAAGAGCCUGUAUCGCCUGGCUUACCUCUACGCCAACCGCAAGACCUGCCAGAACCUGCAGUGGGCCCGAGACGUGUUGCUAGGAAGCAGUGUCCCAUGGCAACAGCUGAAGCACAUGCCAGCGCAAGGACUUUUCUGUGAGAGAAAUAAGACUAAUUUGUUCAAUGGAAUCUGGCGAAUUCCAGUGGAUGAAAUCGAUCGGCCAGGUAGCUUUGCGUCUCAUAUGAACCGCUCCAUUGUUCUCCUAUUAGAGGUUCUGUCUCAGCUCAAGGACCACAACACUCUGCUCAAAGUCUCGUUAAUGCUCCAGAGGACGCCAGACCAGGGAAAAAAAUAUUUGCGGGAUGUGGAUCGCCAGCUUCUUGCCAGGAGAGCUUUUUUCCUCAAUGUGAAAGUGCUAGAGGACACUCUGAACAAACUAACUGGGGUGUCAGAACAGCCCAUUUCUGCCUUGUCACAGUCUUUGAUGGGGGAGAUGACGACGGACGUCUCUAACAAACCCAGCCCGGCCAAGCAGCAGACCGACAAGCUGGAGAAAGCAGAGAAAGCGGACGCCACGGGAGAACCAGCAAGACCAGGCUCUGAGGAGCCUAUGGAGAUGGAGGCUGGCCUCUGGCCGGAAUCCAGCAAGGCAGACUCUGCUUGUCAAUCUUUGGAUGCAGACUUUUCAAAGGCUGAGGAGAAUCUCCCAGAGGGCAGCAAGACCCCAGAACUCUCCCUGGAGGACUUGAGCAUCAGUUCCAAGCAGCAGGCAACGGUGGCUGCAGUGGCUAAGGGCCUGCCCCAGGUAAGCUCUGGUGGGAUGGAGACUGCCAUCGUGAGGAGACCCAGCCGCAAGAGGAAGCUGCUGGAGGACACAGAUUCAGGGAAGACGCUACUAUUGGAUGCCUACAGGGUGUGGCAACAGGGACAGAAAAUCAUGACCUACGACCUGGGCAGGAUUGAGACGAUCAUGUCGGAGACGUACAUGUUGAUCAAACAGGUCGACGAAGAUGCGGCUCUGGAUCAAGCAGUGAAGUUCUGUCAGAUACAAAUGGCCACAUCUACACAGAAGCAGUCAACAGGAGACACCCCCACUACUCCCAAGCAGAAGGAGCACAGGGAUCUCUUCUUCCCCGUGACCCCUACCACCGCAUCCUCCUGCCCCCUGCAGUCCGCGGCAGGAACGGCUGACAACGCUCCUUCAUCGGACAGCACGGCCAGGCUGAGCGGGGAUCUGCAGGCCAAACAACACAGGCAGCAGCAGCCGGCUUCCACCUACUGCUCCCAGGCCAGUGGCCAGUCGGAGCUGCAGGACAGGGCUCGGAUCAGGGAGGCACAGACCGACACCAUGGCCUAUCUAACACAGGGGGAUGAAUCUCUGGAGGGGCUGGGCUAUCGACAGCAGGAGUCGCACCUCUGCCAGCAGAUGAAUAUGGCGACUGUGAACCCGGGCCAGGAGGCCCCCGGCUGGCAGAUGGAGAACCCCUUCGGAGAGCUGGAGGCCAGCAGGAAUGCCCCUCACUCCCCCAGCCAUGCAGCAGACCCCUCCAGCUCGUCUCCGGACCAGCUCUCUCCAGGAAGCCAGCAGUCCAAGCAGCAGCCGGAGAGCAGUCGGGUACGAUCCCGCAUCCCACCCAACAUGCCGAAACUCUUCAUCCCGUCAGCGGUGACCAAGUUCCCCCCAGAAAUCACCGUCACCCCCCCGACUCCAACCCUGCUCUCCCCAAAAGGGAGCAUCUCUGAAGAAACCAAGCAAAAACUAAAGAGUGCCAUCCUGUCAUCUCAGUCAGCUGCCAAUGUAAAGAAGGAGACUCUGUGUCAGCCGGCAUUGGAGGUGCAGGAGACCUCGAGCCAGGAGUCGUCCCUGGAGAGCGACACCGACGAGGAGGACGACUACAUGGACAUCUGAGCCUGUGCUGCAGCCUGGCACCUGACAAGCACGCCGUGCAACCCGCUCUGCCACGGAGGAAAGACCAUGCUGGUCGUCUGCAAAAAACUGAAUUAAAAUAAAGCCUCUAACAAACAAACUUGUCUGCAGAAACCAGCAAUAAACCGCCCCUCUGCCCACCAUCAUGAACUCGACACCAGCUACACAACUGCAGCUUCUGUGUUAAACCCUCGAGCCCAGCUGUGGCUUUUUUUAGGGGGGGUGUGGGGGUAGACUAAUGCAAUGUUUCCCAUUCCAGCCAUCGUUGUCCUGUGGUCCUGUUUUUCAUUGAUUAUUGUAGCCCUCCAUCUCCAGUGUCUCUGUGCUAGCAAUGGCUAACAUGUUGUUUCCAAGAAGCACACAAGCUCUCCGCUGUAAAGCUCCCAUUUGUUAAUUUUUGAGUCCAUUCUGUUGUAUUGCGCAGGCUGUCCGUGGGUUUAUUACAGGAAUCGUGUAGGAAGCUACCGUGCCAUUUGACAGAUAGUCCUGCAUCUCCAAUCCACCUUU